Triticum turgidum subsp. durum (durum wheat) is the source of this 1158-nucleotide messenger RNA. Lineage: Eukaryota; Viridiplantae; Streptophyta; Magnoliopsida; Poales; Poaceae. The record is from the annotation of a GenBank genome assembly.
AUGGCGCAGCCGGCGCUCCCAGACGAACUCCUGGAGGAGAUCUUCCUCCGCCUCCCCGCGGCCGCCGACCUCGCGCGCGCCUCCGCGGCCUGCGCCUCCUUCCGCCGCGUCAUCGCCGGCCAUCCCUUCCUCCGCAGAUUCCGCGUCCUCCACCCGCCGCCUCUCCUCGGCAUCCUCUGCUGGGAUCUCACCCCGGCCCAGCCGCCCCACCCUUCCGCCGCCGCGGCGGCCACAUUAGCCGGCGCCGACUUCUCCUGCCCCUUCCUCCCCCCGUCCCCCGACCGCUGGUACCGCCGCGACGUCCUCGACGGCCGCGCCCUUUUCAGCCCCCGCUUCAAGGCGGGCAGCCAUUCGCGCAACAGCAUGCACAGGCCCAGCGACCUGGUCACGGAGUUCGCCGUCUGCGACCCGCUGCACCGCCGCUACCUCCUGCUGCCUGCCCUCCCCGGCCAUCUAGCCGACCAGGUCCACCAGCUGGACAUCGUGGAGUGCGAGCCCUUCCUUGCUCCUCCCGGCGACGGCGAGGACUCCUCAUUCAGAGACUUCAGAGUAAUGUGCUUGCUGCGGUGCACAACCAAGCUCGUCCUCUUCGUCUUCUCCUCCUGCGCCGGGCAAUGGCUCGCUGAUCCCAUCACGUUUGACGUGUUUGGGCACGUCGCGGCGUUGCGCCGCUACUACGCCCAUGGAUGCUUCUGUUGGCAGAUUUAUGAGGGUGCCGACAUGCUCGUGCUCGACACGCGCAGGAUGGAGUUCUCCACUGUCGACCUCCCACCUCCACCUGGCUCUUAUAUGCGGGACAUGGCCAUUGUUGAGGCAGGAGAAGGAAGGUUUGGGAUGCUUACUAUCUCUGAUCAAGUAAAACGUGGUGUAUAUCAUCUCUUGUAUGCCACACGAUGCAAGGAUGGGAAUGGGGCAGACCAGUGGCAACCCAAGCCUGCAAUCUCUUUGCCGGAACAUUAUCGCUAUUGCAUCAAGGGUGUAGCUGGUGGAUACUUGCUCCUAACUGGGUAUCCAAAAUAUGAUAGGCCAACAGUAGACUAUUUUUCACUGGAUCUCCAGACUUUCCAGGUAGAAUGGUUCUGUCAGACUGGUGAUUAUGUCAUGAUUGGUCACCUGUAUGCCGAUCUCCCACCGCCCUUGUCCCCACCAACACUUUGA